UUCUUCUGUAUCACUGGACAUCGAAACCACUACCGUUGGUUCCGAGAAGAGAGGUGUCAGCUCAUCAAGCAUUGUGGUGAAUCGCAUAGGUUGAACAUGGCUUCAAGUAAAAUCUUCGCAUUUCUUCUGCUGGCCAGCAUCAUCGGCACCGUACUAGCCCGCCCUGGUCACAGCGGUUACAUCGGUUAUUCACAUCCUAUAGUCUACAGCAGUUACAGUUAUCCGAGCCAUGGAUACGGACAUGGCCUAUACUCGUCCUACAGCUAUCCAUACUAUGGCUAUGGCCACGGAUAUGGAUACGGCCAUGGCUAUGGCUACGGUGGCUAUGGCUACAGUGGUUAUGGCCACGGAAGUUUGCUUGGAGACUACUGGUGGUAAAGACGAGAUUUGAUGUCCACUGGUUUCAUGACUCUCUAAUAAUCGACUACCCUGCAAUGCCCAAGGAUUUAUAACACAUAUACUACGGACACUACGGACGAUCUUUUUUUAUUAUUAAUUAUAUAUUUCACCAUGUAUACUUCAAUAAAUACUUUUCUUUGUUA
Neodiprion fabricii is the source of this 542-nucleotide messenger RNA. RefSeq names its product fungus-induced protein 1-like. The coding region runs from base 97 to 378 and encodes 93 amino acids. Lineage: Eukaryota; Metazoa; Arthropoda; Insecta; Hymenoptera; Diprionidae. The transcript is spliced from 3 exons. The record is from RefSeq and is a predicted model, not a curated record.